AUGGUAGCCAGGUGGGUGAAAGGGAGCGAGGACAUUCCAUCUGCCUUAAGGAAGACAACUUCUGACCUGCUGAGUGGUUCCAAGAACAUGGCCAUGGACACCAUUAACAUUAACAUGUCCAGUGAUCCCCUUGUGAAGCAUACUGCUGGAGCUGAACUCAAGACCAACAGACCCAGAGUCAUGUCCAAAAGUGGACACAGCAAUGUGAGAAUUGACAAAGUGGAUGGCAUAUACCUACUCUACCUUCAAGACUUGUGGACAACAGUUAUCGACAUGAAAUGGAGAUACAAGCUCACUCUGUUUGCCGCCACUUUUGUGAUGACCUGGUUCCUCUUUGGAGUGAUCUACUACGCUAUUGCAUUUAUUCAUGGGGACUUAGAGCCAAGUGAACACACUUCCAAUCACACUCCCUGCAUCAUGAAAGUGGACUCUUUAACAGGGGCAUUUCUCUUUUCCCUGGAGUCCCAGACAACCAUUGGCUAUGGAGUCCGCUCCAUUACUGAGGAAUGCCCCCAUGCCAUUUUCUUGCUGGUGGCUCAAUUAGUCAUCACAACCUUGAUUGAGAUCUUCAUCACAGGUACCUUUCUGGCCAAAAUUGCAAGGCCCAAAAAACGAGCUGAGACCAUCAAAUUCAGCCAUUGUGCCGUCAUCACCAAGCAGAAUGGGAAGCUGUGUUUGGUGAUCCAGGUGGCCAACAUGAGGAAGAGUCUCCUGAUCCAGUGCCAGCUCUCUGGCAAGCUCCUGCAGACACACAUCACCAAGGAGGGAGAGCGGAUACUCCUCAACCAAUCCACUGUCAAGUUCCACGUGGAUUCCUCUUCUGAGAGUCCCUUCCUCAUUUUGCCCAUGACGUUCUACCAUGUGCUAGAUGAGACAAGUCCUCUGAGAGACCUCACACCCCAAAACCUAAAAGAGAAGGAGUUUGAACUGGUGGUUCUCCUCAAUGCCACUGUGGAAUCCACCAGUGCAGUCUGCCAGAGCCGGACAUCUUAUAUCCCAGAGGAGAUCUAUUGGGGUUUUGAGUUCGUGCCUGUGGUUUCUCUUUCCAAAAAUGGUAAGUAUGUGGCUGAUUUCAGUCAGUUUGAACAGAUCCGGAAGAGCCCAGACUGCACUUUCUACUGUGCAGAUUCGGAAAAGCAGAAACUUGAGGAGAAGUACAGGCAGGAGGAUCAGAGGGAAAGAGAACUGAGGACACUUUUGCUGCAACAGAGUAAUGUCUGA
Messenger RNA from Orycteropus afer afer, 1221 nucleotides. Lineage: Eukaryota; Metazoa; Chordata; Mammalia; Tubulidentata; Orycteropodidae. The record is from RefSeq and is a predicted model, not a curated record.